GUUCCAAAAGUGUGGUGUCCAUGAAGAAUCGUCAUCUCAAUUUCCCCACGAUUCCAUACUUCCAUUUACGACAGGGAGACAUGUAUAAUAUCAUCCAAGAUGUUAAGCAAGGCAAAAGGAAGCAAAUAGAAUUAAUCAGAAAUGAACGUGCAAAACGUCUUUUAUGUUUGAAAUUUGAUAGAUUCAUCAAUUUUCGUCCAGUGCAUAAUUGCGGUAUAAAUAGUUUGGAUUUAGAUUCAAAAGAAAACAGAUUCAUGUUAUCAGGUGGGCACGAUGGCAUAAUAGCCCUCCAUGAUACAGGGAAAAAGCAAGCAAAAGAGUCAAGAAUUGCCUACAAUUGUUUAUUCACCAUUAAUGAAUUUAACAACAAAGACAAGCACAGUUGCGGUGUCUACGAUGUGAAAUGGCUUCCUCAAGAAACAAACGCUUUUUUAUCAUGGAGUUGUGACAGGUACAUAAAAAUCUGGGAUACAAGAUGUGUUCAAGUCAAUAGCGAGUUCCAUUUCUCAAGACCUGUGUAUAAAAUAGCAUUACCUAAACUUGCCAUACGGAGUUCAUUGCUAGCUGUUGGACGUGGAGCUCCUAAUUAUUCCGUUGAGCUCAUUGACUUGCGAUGUGGUGAAAUAAACUGUAAAUUUAAUGGUCAUAGUCAAUUAGUUUCCUCUCUCUCCUGGUCAAAAACCAAUGAAAAUAUCAUUGCUAGUGGUUCAGAUGAUUGUAAAAUUAGUAUAUGGGAUAUUAGAAACGGAAAAGACUGCCUCCUCUCUGCCAAGUCUGACGAGACAGAAGAGGAUUAUAAUUCCAGGGCUCACAGUGGCCCUAUAACAGCUUUAGAAUUUACGGAUGACGGUUUGUAUUUGAUCAGCCUCGGCGAAGAUAACAAACUUAGAUUGUGGUGCGCAUUAACGGGAAAUCUUGUGUACGAGAAAGAAAUAUUCAAAGUUUCAUUAGGAAUGUCAAUCACAGAAGAAUGUAAUCCCGAUUUGAUUUUCAUUCCUUCGGGGAAUACCGUCGACAUCAUUAAUUUAAGGGAUGGAAAAUACCUUAACACCCUUCAAAACGGUCAAUCUGGCCGCAUUAAUUGCACCUGCCUAAAUAACUCAACUCUGGAAUUAUACAGCGGUGGAGUUGAUGGUAAUAUCCAUUGCUGGAAUGAUGAAAAAAACUGCCACUAAAAUACUCUUUAAUAUUCGUCAAAAUUUGUCAUUUGGAAAAAUUUUAACCUUUUGGUUCCACUAUUUUAACGUUUUCAAGAAGACUUUUGUAUUAUAAAAAAAAAGAAAAAAAUAUCAAUUUACACUGAAACUGUAAAUGUCUGUAAAAUAAAAAUCAAUAAAAACCGCUUCUCAUUUUAAGGAAACACAUGGUUUAUUUGACCGUUAAAUUACCUCUCUCUUAACGAUUUUCAGUCAGCAUGAAACGGGAAAAUGCCAUUAUGAACAUAUGGCGAAUAAAAUUAUUUAAUAGGUAACAAAACGAUCAAGUAUGUAUAUUUAUUAUCCCACAUUGUUCACUCUUUGAAAAACAGCUAAUAAAAUCGAAUUUUUUGAUAAAUUACUGAUUAAUUAUCUGGUUUACACGCGGGUAUAUUUUUGUUUUGUAAUAUAAAAUAACUAAGAAUUUAUGAUAAUAAAAAAAACACAACAAAACAUGAUAGAUGGCAUUGCAAGCAACAUUUGGGGCCACACUGAAGAAUAGAAAAGUAUAGUAAAACCGGUUACCAGUGAGACAUACUAAAACUGGGUUUAUAAUUUUUCCAGUGAUACUUCAUAAACUGUUUCAUUUUAAUUUUUCACAUUUUAAAAUAUGAUGUAAUUUAUGAUUCUUCUUGUCGUUCUUUUGCACUUUUCGCAGUUAAUGAAAGUUUUUUAUUAAAUGUUUUGUACAACGACAAGUUUCAUCUCUUCUAAGAAGUCUUUUGCAAGUUGUAAUGCUACGUAGUGAAUUACUUCUAGUUAAAGAAGGAUUUUUUAUAGGAUUGUCAAAGAUUUCCCCAAUAUUAACCCUUUUAAUUAACUGUAAUCCUAGCUUAAGCGUUUCAAUUAGUAUGCUAGCAGAAUGACAAACCCAGUUUUAGUAAGCCCCAUAUGUGACUGGUAACCGGUUUGACUGUGCUUCUGUUCUCCAGUGCAGCCAAACUUGACUCCGAUAGCACCGCCACCUAUAACCCAAAGGUGUUUUCAAUAGCAAUCAGAGCGUAAAAAAUAGUAAAUAAAGUCAAUUCUUGAUGCAAUGAAACUGCAUUGUCGAUCACAUGUAAGUCCCUGAGAUCUGUCCUGUUUGUCGACGGGACAAAACCUUUUUCGAUUUUUAAUCGAACAGCGUCUCUUUGCGCAUACAUUGAUAUUAGGCUCGUAUUAAAAUCACCAAACUGUAGCGUAUCAAACAUACAGCUAUCAAAAUAAUUGUCCGUUGUGAUUGUUUCACAAACUCCUUUAGCUUCGGGAAUCUUUUUCUUUUCAGUUUUGAUAACUAAUCUAUCGCAAUUCGUAUCACAAAGCUGAUAAUAUCGUUGGUUAACGGCGAAUAACUCCGGCACCGAUAUGGAGAAGGAAAGGGCAAUUGAAGAACGUCUUAUAAUUAUUGUGGAAUUCAUGUAGCGAAUAAAUAUUUCUACUUCGUCAUUGUUACGAAAUAGUCGAAUACUCCUAGAGUCCCCACCUUCGGUAAGACCAUUACUUAGAACGAACGGAAGGGGAUUGCUUCCAGAUAUGUCAGCAGUAUACGAUAAAUAGUGCUCCUCGGGUGUGCAACUGUCAGUUGGGUGGCUUUUGAAUAUAACUGUCACCUGUUCAAAUGAAGAGAAGUUAGAUAUUAUGCAAUAAAUGAUUGCUUGUGAUAUAAGCUACCCCUUUCCCACGAGAAUUAUCUUUGAUUAAUCUUUAAAUAGAAAAUAUAUUUUAUUGGACAGAAAAUUAUCAUUGAUAAGGCACGCGGAUCCGAUUCUGAUAUGAUAAGUUAGGUACAAGUAUAGGCCUACUUCAGAUUCUAUAAGUACUUAAAAAGUGACAUAAAUAAACAAAAUUGGCAACCUGAUAAAACCAUUUAACCCAAUAGCAUCUCAAUUAUAUGGAGAGAAAUUCGCAUUGAGGAAUAAAAUUAAACUAGUAUAGUAAUUUAGAGUAGCAAAAGGAAUUUUACCAGAUAGUUAUCAAAUGAUAAUGAUUCUAUAACAAAUUUGUUUAUCGCAAUCUUCCAGAUAAAGAAUUGAAUACACAGAUUUUUUCAAAUUAAACGGACAAAAAAAAAUUUAAUCAAA
Dimorphilus gyrociliatus is the source of this 3259-nucleotide messenger RNA. The record is from the annotation of a GenBank genome assembly. NCBI's taxonomy places the organism in Eukaryota, Metazoa, Annelida, Polychaeta, Dinophilidae.